Molecule: messenger RNA, 943 nt
Organism: Oryza sativa Japonica Group (Japanese rice)
Lineage: Eukaryota; Viridiplantae; Streptophyta; Magnoliopsida; Poales; Poaceae
Source: RefSeq, a predicted model, not a curated record
GUGGCUUGCUUGCUUUGCACUACUACUAUAUAUUUCACCCGCUUGCUCUCCAAAAAAAAAAAAACCCUAGCCUCAGGCACGGCGCCGCCAAACACCACCUCCCCCUCUCCACUGUCUCCUCUUUCUCUUCUACCAUACUUCCCCCGCCUCUCUUACUCAUGAUAUCUAGCUCUAACAUUUGUUGUUUGGCCUGUAUUUAGACACCUUUGCCACCCUAUUGCGAAGAACUCAAAUCUAUAGGUACAAAGGGAUGAAGGGAAAAUUUUUGUUCUAGAUCCAAAGAAGCAGCAUAUAGUAAUACUCAUUAGGAUCAAAGAUCAAUGUCUGGAAACAUAUCUCCUUCCCGAUUGUUACCAUUGACAUCACCUUCCAAUGAUGUGUCAUCACCAUGCUAUUCCCCACCAAAGCUGAUUUCACCGAAAUCACAAGUGAGCUCACCAGAUAUAGUGGAGUACAUCACACCUAGCAUCCACAAGCAGGAAGGAGUUGCCCCAUUCAAACCCUUAGAUCCGAUGCCAUAUGUCCCACCUCAGGUUAGGCGAAGGCUAGCCCCAGCCCCAUUGAAACCCUCAGAUCUGAUGCCCAUCGCCGCAUCUCGGAUCUAUCAACAAGAAGGAGUUGCCCCAGUUGCAACCCUCAGAUAUUUUUCCAAGCGUCGCAUCCCAGAUCUCAUUGGAUCUAGAUGGGUGCCGAUAAAGAGACCAAAGUACGUCUGUGAUGCUUCGUCAAGGACUGAGGAGUCUUCUGCCAAAUAGCAGUUGAAGCAUUCAACAAAGCGCCAAUCUAAUUUAAAGCUUGGUAGAGAUGGAGUGCCAAUCAUUUCAUACAUCGUUUAUGUCUACUUUGUGAACAUGUAUCAUUUUUAGUUGUUAUAUCUUGUUUAUGAACUCAAAAACAGUUUGCUUGGUUAAGCGCAUAACUCUGUCAUUUAGUUUUAUAUCGG